This is a messenger RNA of Gambusia affinis (western mosquitofish), 1624 nucleotides long. RefSeq names its product plasmolipin. Gene Ontology annotation, biological process: myelination. The record is from RefSeq and is a predicted model, not a curated record. Gene Ontology annotation, molecular function: structural constituent of myelin sheath. Gene Ontology annotation, cellular component: membrane. The transcript is spliced from 4 exons. NCBI's taxonomy places the organism in Eukaryota, Metazoa, Chordata, Actinopteri, Cyprinodontiformes, Poeciliidae. Bases 164 to 715 code for a protein of 183 amino acids.
GUGUAGGUGUGUGUUCUUGCCUCCAUUCGUGCCCAGCAGCAGCAGGAGGACGCUGCGCUGCUUCUUGUUCUCUGGUUUUAAACUGAUCUAAUUCUGCAGCUCCUGAUCUGAACAGUGUGGAGUGCUGCUGUUUUUCUGAGGCGAAUCUCCAGAAGAAAAUAACAUGGUGGACUUUCCCUCCAAGGUAACCACGGAGACCAGCUCCCCACAGCCCCAGCAGGGGGCCAGUAGGCUGCGGGGGCUGGCUUCCAGCGCCACCUCCAGGAUGGACGAGUCGUUCCUGCGCAGUGUCCCGGCGGCACUGAUGGCGGCUGAAACGGUGUUGGGCCUGUUGCACUGGGCUCUGAUUGCCGGCGCCCCCUACUGGCACUUCCCCGCCUACGGCUGGGUGAUGUUUGUGGCUGUCGCUCUGUGGAUCCUCACCGUCCUCCUCUUCCUCGUCCUGCUCUUCAGCGUCCCCCAGAGGCUCUCUGCUGUUCCCUGGACCAUGACGGUGAUGAUGUAUAACGGAGUGGCCGCCCUGCUCUACCUCACCGCCUUCCUGACCAACGCCGCCACAGUCUGGAUGUUCAGCGCGUCCUUCCACGGACACAUCGGUGCUGCCGCUUUCUUCGGAGCGGCGCUGACGCUGCUGUACGGCGCCGGAGCUUACGUGUCCUACCUGGACUGGAGGGCCAACGGAGGGGACGCCGCCACCAGCACCGUGCCCACCUAGGACCACCAGAACCAGAACCACCAGAACCAGGCUUUCACAUGGACCAGAAAUCAUCUGAGCUCAGCAAUCCGUCUAAUUCUGCAGAUUCGUCGUCUUGCUUUGAUAGAAAAGGAAACGCUGGAAAUCUUCCUCAACCCGAUGGAGAUCUGAUCGGACCAGAUCAGAACCGAACCACCAACUGGUUCAGAUCUGGUCCGAUUCAUGUUUCGUCACAACUCCAGCUCAGGAAUCAUUUCUCAAACCUUUUCGACCCGUUUGGAUUUUAUUCUCAGAUAAUCCUGAAGCUGAAUGCUGAGUGAAGGUUCACUCCACCGUUUACCGAAUGGACCAGUUCUGUUUACAGGCAGCGACUGACCUUUGACCUGUAACCAGUUCAUUACGGCUCCAUGUCAGUCCAGAUGCUGAAGGUUCUGGAGGAAACGGGGAAUUUAUCCUCCAGGAUCAAAAUGUUUAAAUUUGAAUCAUAAAAACUUUUUAAUUCCCAGAAAUGAUUUUUUUAAUCUGAAAUCAGAGAAACUGAAUUAUGUUUUAAUAAUUAACCACAUCUUAAAGAUGAUCACAGCAAAUUUCAGCCACUCUGAAAACUCUGUGGAAGGACGACCUCAGGCUCAGAUUUUAAAAUGAAAUAAAAAUCUAUGAAUAAAACCAGUAAAACAAAAGAAAGAUGGCAGCUUGAUGAUAAAAGUUUCAAUAAUUUGUGUUUAGAUCAAAUGUUUGGUUUAUUUUUCCUUCAUUUUAAAUGAAAAUGUUUGUUUACACAAAAGGUUCUGAUCCAGACCUUCAUGUUUUCAUUCAUGUUUUCAUUCAAGUUUUCAUUCAUGUUUUCAUUCAAGUUUUCAUUGUAAUCAGAUUUUUAAAGCUCUUUUCAUGAAACAUAUUUACAAUAAAGGUCUCUAAGCUUUCAGUCAA